UCGGAAAGGAAUUAAAGUGCAGGAUUUUCUUUAUCACGUGACCAUGUUGUCAAAAUGGCGUCUAGUGUACCGCCAGAUUCAAAUGGAUAAGGAUUCGCGCACCUGCUGUUGGAUAAACGCUACAAUUUUAUGAAGAUGGCUAAAACAAUAUCACCCUAUGAUAUAUUUGUUAACUUUGUUUCCUUGAUUACAUUUCUGUUGGAUGUAGGAACAGAUAUCUUAGUGACUGUUCAGUUCUUUGAAAAUGGUGACUUAGUGUGGGGAUCCUUGACAGCAGGAUUUGUGGGUGUACCCACGUUGCUGAUUCAGAUUUUCAGUCUCAAGUGGCACAUUUCGGACAAGUCCCUCACCGUCGCCACCUGUCUUCCUCAUCUCUUCCUGUUUGCUCCUGUUCAAAGGUAUCUAAGUGUGAUACGCUUGGCCCUGAAGGCUAGAUCAACUCGUAGCUUCAACGACAUUGACCGUGUCUACCGAGAACAGAAUGACGUGUGUAUUCUUCGUCUUAUGGAGUCAUUCAUGGAGGCAGCACCCCAGCUGUGUCUGCAGCUCUACGUCAUCUUCCUUGCCAACAACAUCACGAUACUUGCAGGUAUAUCGGUGUGCAGUUCUCUCAUCUCCCUGGCGUGGGCUCUAACAGCCUAUGGGGAUGGACUUCGACUGGCUUACAGAGACCUCUACAGGAGAAACUGGGGCGGUUUGGUGGUGCACUGGCUCUGGCAAACCUUUAUGACUGCUGCAAGAGUUAUGGCCCUUGUCAUGUUUGCCACUGUUUUCAAGGCUUGGGUGUUUCUUGCUGCAGGUAUUCACUGGAUUGCCAUGACAAUAUGGAUCUCUGUAAAGGGCACAGAUUUCGGAGAUGGAAUUUGCGAACGUGGCCUGUUUCAGAUUGUGGCAGGCUUCAUGUACAUCUUCUGUUUCCUGAACCUGCGCGAGGGCCGCAGCCGCUACCGCAUGCUGGUGUUCUAUCUGGUGUUCUUCCUUGAGAAUGCCACGCUUGUUGCUGUGUGGUUCGCCUAUAAGGAAACAUCCUCCGUCCUGGUCUUUGUCACACCAUCCGUGGUAUUUGGUGGAUUCCUGCUUGGUAUUCUGUGUCUGUUGCUGUACUACCGGUUCCUGCAUCCCGGUGGCCCCAUCUACCUGUACACCAUCAAGUCAACAGUACACAACACAGUUCUCAAUAAUCAGCUGGAACCUCGUCCUGGUCUGUUUGACGUGACUGCCGGCACUCUGUUGUCCGUCCUGGGCAGUGACAUCGUGGAGCUCAGUCGGGACAUGGAUCACACCACCCUGAACUUCAGCCGAGUCAGUACGCGAUCCUCAGGGGGCUUCUCCCAGCAACACAUGCAGCGUGUGUGGGAGGCGGGGCUAGCUGGUCGCAGCAGCUCAUCUGACAGCUCCCUCGACAUGAAGGACAGUCAAACAACUCGGAGCUACAACAAUGGGACACUGACAUCUAGCAGAUCUGCGAACAGCACGAGACAGCUGCUCCAAGGGUCAAGGUCAUCGGUGAACGAAAAUCGGGGAAGGGGGUACAAGGAUCAGGCAGAUCGACGUGAUGAGACAAAUGAUUUCAACUCAACUGUCAGCUCAAGAUAUGUGCCAAGAAAUAGGAUGUUUACCCAGAAGGACAUUUAUGGAUUCCAUGAAGAUAGAUUUAAUGGCACAUACCAUAGUCCUUUGAAGAUAAGCUACGAGUCUUUAGGGAUGAGACCAGUGUCACUGUCGCCCCUCGAUGCCGGGAAACUGUGGGAGGAGACAGCUGGCAGGCUGAGGGCGCCAUUAGUCGGGAGAGAUGAUGACACACUGUCAACUCUCAAUGCCUCAGAUCUCCUAGAGCAUUCGUAUAUUCACGAAGAUUCUUCAAAAUGGGCUUCAUACAGUCAAAGAGAGGCAUCAAAUCUUGAUUUAUACAGCCAAAGUGCAGAAUCAAAUCUUGAUUCUUACAGCCAGAGAGAGGUAUCAAAUUUUGAUUCUUACAGCCAGAGAGAGGUAUCAAAUCUUGAUUCUUACAGCCAGAGAGAGGUGUCAAAUCUUGAUUCAUGCAGCCAGAGAGAGGUAUCAAAUCUAACUUCAUAUAGCCAAAGAGAAUCAUCAAAUAACAAGUCAUACCGCCAGAAAGAUUUGUCAAAUGUUGGUUCGUACAGCCAGAGGGAAUCACUGCACAAUGUCACUGUACACUCCAACACCAGCAACAGCAGCAACAGCAGCAGGCAGUAUGGGAGGCUUGGUAGGAGUAGAUCAAGCAGUAGAAGCCGGUCGGAGGUCAGCAGAGGUCACAUGAGUCCACCACAAACAACAUCUAACUACAAUGCUUUUGAUCAUGGCUUUUUGGAUACAUCUGUGCCUGAUCUGAUGGACCCUCCUGAAUGUGUCAGUAACUACAACAAUAUCUCUGGUUCCAGGGACUCUGGUCCAAUGUAUGGACACAUCUCACAAGCUUCAUCCAGGAUGGAUAGGUCCACGGAGCUGUACACUCCCUCUGUCAAAGGUCCUUGGAGAGACUGUAGCUCCACUCCAUCUCACAUCAGUCCUGCAAUGAAAUCCAUAGAAUCAGACUCACCAGUAUACUCAGUAGGAACUGAAGAUGAGUCUGGAGUUUUCACCAAUACAUCCAACAGAAGUGAGAAAAAGAGUAUGCAGUAUCAUGACAUCUCACUCCAGAAUUCCCCCGAGCCAAUAUAUGCUGUGCCUUACUCAACAAACACCUCUUCGUUCCACCAGACACAGUCAGUCCCGGCUGUUAGUCGACACAAGAGUCGGACCAACCCGGGGAUACCAGGUGCCAGUCGACUACAGUAUGGGGACAAUGAGGACAUCCCCGGAGCAUGCAACAGCCUGGUCCCAGACACCCCCUGGAGGCUAGACUACCUGAACCUGGAACCACUGAGGACAGCCCUCCUGGAGGUGAAGGACAUGCCGGAGCCCAAGAGACACCUGGUCCGAGAGUAUCUCAAGGAUCUGAAUGAUUCCAUCACCCAUCAGCCAAGUCCUCUGAAGGUGCAAGAAUUCCAAAACUCACCAGCUAGGUUUGGGCGAAGUGUGGAUCUCUUUAACAGUCGUGCUUGGCAGGCAGUCGAACAAAUUGUGGAAUGCGAGACUGGUCAGUCUGAUAAGGGUCACAGCAUCGCAACAUUGCCAAGGUCGCAACAAAGGUCGAGGAAAUCUCUACUCUCAGAUGAGUCAGUUGAUGCUCACAGCAGGCCGUCAUCAGGUCAGUAUGAUUCUGGUGUCUUCUACCAACCUUUCCAAAGAAGCUACAUAGAUUCACAGAAUAAUGUGAAAGAAUCGUCUCCCUUUGGGACGUACAGACAUUCGUCUAAGAUGUCCAGCAUCAGGGGCAGUGAAGCAAGUGGAGCCCCUGUCAGAGGUUCUCCCAUGCCAAUCAAAAACAGAUCGAAAGAUCGUGUGGAACGAAGGAAAUCCCGAGAGAUUGAGUCUUUACAUGGUAAGCGGAGUGACUCCGAGAAAUCUCUAAAUGGGAGAUAUAAGAAACGCCAGUCAGAAGAGCACAAGGAAAUUGGUGGUUACAAAGACAGGUCCAUUGGACAUAGUCAGUCUAGUCUCAACAACUCAAAAUUGGUUCAUCAUAUAUCUCCCCAACAGGUGAAUGGUGACAGCUGUGUAGAUGUUCUCAAACCUCAACCAGUCCGUCACACCCAGACAAGCUCAGUCUUAUCAGAUGUGUGUCCAAGUCUUGCUAGUUCUUACCGGCAAGCCAUAAACAAUAGCAACAGGGUGCCUUGUAACCUGAAUCUCAGCCAGGACUUGGGUCAGUCUGACCUCAAGCUUGUGGACCUCCAGGAUGAGAACCUUGACCUUCAGAAACAGGUUAAAGGUGACAGAAGGUCACAGGGACCGGAAAGACAGCCGUUCCAACCCCUGCAUAACACACCAGCAUUCUCCCCUAUUGGAGAACCCAGCAGACAGGUCAGGAAGCCUUUAGAGCAUAACUCCAGCACGCCUAAACUGUCCUCAAGCCUUCACUCUCUGGCUCUGAUUGAUGCUUACAACAGCCCCUUUGCUGAUUCAACACAGAGUCAGAGAUCCAAAGUUACAGCUAACAGUAGACCCAUCACUGAUUCAACACAAAGGUCAAGGGGUUGGGUUGCAGGACCUUGUCCAAUGGCAAAUAGCAAGAGUAUGGACAGAGCUAAGUCGUUUGACUACAUUAGGUAAUACAGUACUAACACUACAUCAUAACAUAUCAAGCAUACAGGCUCUGUGAGAUUGUACUCAUGUAAACCUCGAGGCUGUGAUGGAUCAUCUCCACUACACAUAAGUAGUCUCAAAACUGUCUCAAAGUAUGUGUGUGAUGGAUCAGUAUAUUUUAUCUUUGCUCAGGGUAAAGUGUUCCUUGUUCUUACCCCGGAAUGCUUGUCUCUUAGUAUUCAAAUGUCAGUACUUUGUUUUUCCUGUAUUCUAAUGUACCAUUACGCGCCAUUAUUGGAUUGGCGUCUCUGAGUUGACUGGCGCCUCUCUGAGUUGACUGGCGCCUCUCUGAGUUGACUGGCGCCUCUCUGAGUUGACUGGCGCCUCUCUGAGUUGACUGGCAUCUGCUCUUUCUGUCAAUGCUUUGACCUUGUUUACUGAUCUGAACAUACCCAUCAGUGGCCCAUUAAUACAACUUGUACUGGAGACCCUGUAUUCGAACACAUUGUUAAGAAUUGAAUAGAAUUUUAGCAUUUUACACAUUUUGAUAUUGUUUUUUUAUGAACUUCUUAAAAUUUUUGAAUUUUUGAAAAUCUUUUUUUAAAAUGUUUAACAAGAUUGGAAUAUAUUUAUUGGAAUUGUUGUAAGUUUCUAUUUUAGUUUGUAUUAAUUUUAAGUGACAUUAUUGUGCCAUAAUGGUUCACCUUGUAUAUAAAUGAUGAUACGCAUGUCCUUGGGUGUUACUAUAGUCAUGACAGCAGUCAUAGUUUCGAUAGUAUUUAGUUGAUAUAUAAUGAUGAUUAUACACAUGUAUGAUUAUGGUCGUGACAGUAGUCGUAACUUUCAUUAUCCUCAUGUAUUAGUGCUUUGUGCCGGUUGGAAAACAUUGUCCAUGAAAAACUUUAGAAAUCCCCGCCCUCUUUAGAAUAUCAAAACUUAUUGUCACAUGUUGAGAUAACUUAAGACACUUUAAAUACAAGUUAUCAUGAUGGCAAAUAUAUUUAACCAGCAUCAUCAUCAUCAAUCAUCACCAUCUUCAUCUUCAUAACAUCUUGGCUUCAUUUUGCUUAAGAACAAAUUACAGUUAUGAAUAUUCUAGCAAUAAUAAAGAGAAAUCUGUCAAACUGGACUCUGACUAAUCUGGAUUUCUGUCAAUACCAGAUCACAUUUAUAGUCCAUAUUUACUACAAUGAUAAUAUUUCUUUAGGCUUUGUCUGUUAUUCCUAUUUCAUUUUCUACUGCUACAUUGUCACAGCCUCCGAGCAUGUGAGUAGCCUGGACUAGACGUUCAGUCCAACAGUAGCCUGGUUGAGACAGAUUCCAGUGUGCUGCUACAUUGUCACAGCCUCCGAGCAUGUGAGUAGCCUGGACUAGACGUUCAGUCCAACAGUAGCCUGGUUGAGACAGAUUCCAGUGUGCUGCUACAGUGUCACAGCCUCCGAGCAUGUGAGUAGCCUGGACUAGACGUUCAGUCCAACAGUAGCCUGGUUGAGACAGAUUCCAGUGUGCUGCUACAGUGUCACAGCCUCCGAGCAUGUGAGUAGCCUGGACUAGACGUUCAGUCCAACAGUAGCCUGGUUGAGACAGAUUCCAGUGUGCUGCUACAGUGUCACUAACCCUCCGAGCAUGUGAGUAGGCUGGACUAGACGUUCAGUCCAACAGUAGCCUGGUUGAGACAGAUUCCAGUGUGCUGCUACAGUGUCACAGCCUCCGAGCAUGUGAGUAGCCUGGACUAGACGUUCAGUCCAACAGUAGCCUGGUUGAGACAGAUGCCAGUGCGCUGGUCUCCCUUCCCCUGGAGUCCAGGGUCAUCACUUGAGUUUAUGUGGUCCACUAAUCAUGGCAAUAAGACACAAUAACAUCGCUGUAAUUUAAUCUGUAAAUAACACGCAGGUAUAUAAUUUAUGUUGUUGCUAGUUGACUGUAGAAUGUUCAUGUGUUAUUUAUGGUGUAUUACAUGUGUGGAUUUAGUUGACAGGCUAGGAAUUAUGGUGCUGUAACUCGCGGGAAAAUACUCAGUGAAAUAUUCAUGAAUUCUUAGAUGUAUUUUGUAGUUGUGCCUAGUUACUUCAUCAUGUUAAUAAUGUUGUGCUGUACUAAUAGUCAUGUGACAUCAAAGAGCAGUGCAGGUGCUUUAGCUUACUGAAUUGGAGGAGGCCACAGACAGUUUUCAGACAGGCUUAAAGGACCUUUGGCAUACCGGCCUUGAAAAGGCCUUAGAUUUCAAUCUCCCUUUAGAAGGCCUUGGAUUUUGACAAAAUGCCCUGAAUCUGGCAACCAUUGUAAACACUGUCUAUUUUUUCUCUAAUAAUGUGUUGACAUAUAGCAAGUUAAUUGUCAACUACUAUUUGAAAUAUUUGCUGUGGAAUAUUUCAAUAGAAUAUUGGGAUGUACAUAUGGAAAAAUAAUGAAAUAAAGUCUAAAUGGCCUUAUAAAUUUGUUGGAAAAGCAUGACUGAGUAUGUUGAGCUCUACUUAAACAUUCAAGCCUAACUCAGGCAGCCACAGGACCAGAAUCUGCUCUUGAUGUUUGACACAGACUGCUCUUGACAAUGUGCACCUGACGUCAUAUGUUCAGAGCUUUGAUAUCAAGCUCUAGAUCACGCUACAUGUAUUUAGCCUUUGUGGCUGUUCCUACAGGUGACAGGUUCACAGUGUUCCUGUUUGUACCUAUUUAAACCUACAUGUAUUGGAGUGUCAUCAGUAUUAACUAGUAUAUGAUUGCUCUCAGUGUCUUGUGUAGGAGAAUGUAUACACUGGGCUGUAUAUUGAUAUCCAUGUUCCAUGUCUUGUCCUGUUCAGUGUCAAGUAACUUUUUUGCCUUUCAGGUUACAAGUAUCUUAUGCUGUUUUUGUAAGUGAAAUAAUUUCUAAUUUGAAGACCACUGGCUGGUACUUAAAUGCUUCUAGUCAAUUAUAUCUAGACAUUGUGUCAAUUUUGAAAGAUUUCUCUCAAUAACAAAACAUUGAACUGAUAUAUAGCUUCUCAGAAAAAGAUGAAGUAAAAUUGUUUCAGAUGCAGGUUAUUCAUGUACAUACAAGUAGUCAGUAGUAACUAGAGUUAAUAAAUCUUACAACAGUU
This is a messenger RNA of Haliotis rufescens (red abalone), 7229 nucleotides long. RefSeq lists its product as uncharacterized. Gene Ontology annotation, cellular component: plasma membrane. NCBI's taxonomy places the organism in Eukaryota, Metazoa, Mollusca, Gastropoda, Lepetellida, Haliotidae. The coding region runs from base 130 to 4176 and encodes 1348 amino acids. The record is from RefSeq and is a predicted model, not a curated record. Gene Ontology annotation, biological process: apoptotic process involved in development; phosphatidylserine exposure on apoptotic cell surface; engulfment of apoptotic cell. The transcript has 7 exons.